AUUGGGGCCGGGGUCGGCUUCGGCAGAGGCUGCUGUGAGCCGUGAAGGCUUCGGGGCUCGACUAGGUCGUGGCCCGGGAGGCCGGAGGAGGAAGGGAUGCUGAUCCAAUUACUGAACUGAAACCGUGCCUAGAUGUGCACUGACCUCCUCCAGUUUCUUCUGGGUUUCGGACUUCAUUCUAAAUAAAUAAGUUAACAAGAGUUGAGAGUAAAGCAGCACCAUCCUGCCUCCCACAUGACAAAUCAAGAUCAUCUGCUCUUUGAUAAUAGACAACCUUAUUCACAAAAAGUGAGGCCAUGAGAAGCCGCCGGUCCUUAUUGCUGGGGCCAGCACGCCUGUGCUUGCGUUUGCUUCUCCUCCUGGGCUACAGACGCCGAUGCCCACCAUUACUUCGGAACCUUGUACUUCGUUGGCGCUAUGGAAAAGUCUGUCUUCGUUCUCUACUCUACAACUCCUUUGGGGGCAGUGACACUGCCAUUGACUCUGCUUUUGAGCCUGUGUAUUGGCUUGUUGACAAUGUGAUCCGCUGGUUUGGGGUGGUCUUUGUGGCCCUGGUGAUUGUGCUGACGAGCUCCAUUGUGGCUAUUGCCUACCUGUGUGUCUUGCCUCUGAUCCUCCAUACAUAUUCAGUGCCCCGAAUCUGCUGGCACUUCGUCUACAGUCACUGGAACCUCAUCCUCAUCGUCUUCCACUACUACCAGGCCAUCACCACACCUCCUGGAUACCCACCCCAGGCUAAGACUGACCUUGCUACUGUAUCUAUCUGCAAGAAGUGCAUUUAUCCCAAACCAGCACGGACACACCACUGCAGCAUCUGUAACAGGUGUGUGCUGAAAAUGGAUCACCACUGCCCUUGGUUGAACAACUGUGUGGGCCACUACAACCACCGGUACUUCUUCUCCUUCUGCUUCUUUAUGACUCUAGGCUGUGUCUACUGCAGCUUUGGUAGCUGGGAUAUGUUCCGGGAAGCUUAUGCUGCCCUCGAGAAAAUGAAACAGCUCGACAGGAACAAACUCCAGGUGGCUGCCAAUCAGACAUAUCACCAGACCCCACCACCCACUUUCUCCUUCCGGGAAAGGAUGACUCACAAAAGCCUGGUUUACCUAUGGUUCCUGUGCAGCUCUGUGGCACUGGCCUUAGGGGCUCUGACAGCAUGGCAUGCUGUCCUCAUCAGCCGUGGUGAGACCAGUAUUGAGAGGCACAUCAACAGGAAGGAGAGGCAUCGGCUCUCACUAAAGGGCAAGGUAUUUAGGAAUCCUUAUAAUUACGGCUGCUUAAACAACUGGAAGGUGUUCCUGGGUGUGAACACAAGAAGGCACUGGCUCACUCGUGUCCUGCUGCCUUCCAGUCAUCUGCCCUAUGGCAAUGGGAUGACCUGGGACCCUCCUCCCUAUGUGACAAUAGCCCCAGACUCUGUGCUGGCUGUGUGAGCUGGGCUUGGGUACAUAUGGCCUCUAAGGCUGGUCCUACCUCCUCUAUGGUCUCAAGGGACUGGAGAUCUCUUUAAAUCCAGAACAAAGUUUGGAUAGGGAGAUCUUUGGAACCACGAAGCAAAAGAAGUCAUUUGGACUGGCUUCCUGAAUCACAGAACGCUAUGGUGUCAACCUUUGGGUGCCAGGGGAGCAGCGUGACACGGAGGACUCCAGGGCUAAAGUCCCUUUCACUCAGGCUAACAGAAGUUCCAGUGUCCAUGUUGCCAGGAUUCUAGAUGGGGGUAGAGCCUGUGCCCCAAAUGAAAAUUAUUAAGAGACCCAGUCUGGGUUAUAGCAUUGGUAUUGUGUACCACCUCCCUCUCUGUGUGAGAAAAAAAUGGGAAAAGAGCUUAAAGGUACAAGUAGACCCCUGGGCUCUUACUGAGGUCACUGCCACUUUUCACACUCUGCUUACUGCAGAAAUAAAGGUAUUUCCUUUUGUAAAGACC
Trichosurus vulpecula (common brushtail) is the source of this 1921-nucleotide messenger RNA. It is a transcript of the gene ZDHHC16, whose product is annotated as zinc finger DHHC-type palmitoyltransferase 16. Lineage: Eukaryota; Metazoa; Chordata; Mammalia; Diprotodontia; Phalangeridae. Gene Ontology annotation, molecular function: palmitoyltransferase activity. The transcript has 12 exons. Bases 297 to 1430 code for a protein of 377 amino acids. Gene Ontology annotation, cellular component: Golgi apparatus. The record is from RefSeq and is a predicted model, not a curated record. Gene Ontology annotation, biological process: protein palmitoylation.